This is a messenger RNA of Drosophila ficusphila, 892 nucleotides long. It is a transcript of the gene trsn, whose product is annotated as translin. Gene Ontology annotation, cellular component: cytoplasm; nucleus. The transcript is spliced from 5 exons. The coding region runs from base 69 to 776 and encodes 235 amino acids. The record is from RefSeq and is a predicted model, not a curated record. Gene Ontology annotation, biological process: RNA metabolic process. Lineage: Eukaryota; Metazoa; Arthropoda; Insecta; Diptera; Drosophilidae. Gene Ontology annotation, molecular function: sequence-specific DNA binding; RNA binding; single-stranded DNA binding.
CUUGGCUUAACUCCCAUCUCGAAGACCGGCGUAAACAAGCAACAAAGCAAGAGAAAUUGUAAGCAAUAAUGUCGAACUUUGUGAAUUUGGACAUCUUUUCAAACUACCAAAAGUACAUUGACAAUGAGCAGGAGCUCAGGGAGAACAUCCGCAUUGUGGUGCGUGAAAUCGAACAUUUGGCCAAGGAAGCGCAAAUUAAAUUGCAAGUUAUACACAGCGAUUUGAGUCAGAUUAGCGGUGCCUGUGGUUUGGCCCGAAAACAAAUCGAUGCCUGCGCCGAAAAGUACCAGAAAUUGGCCAGCCUGGUGCCAGCUGGUCAAUAUUACAGAUACUCCGACCAUUGGACCUAUAUCACUCAGCGUUUGAUCUUUCUCAUUGCUUUGGUUAUUUACCUGGAGGCGGGAUUUUUGGUCACCCGCGAAACUGUGGCUGAAAUGCUGGGAUUAAAAACUUCUCAGGCAGAUGGUUUUCAUCUCGAUGUGGAGGACUAUUUACUGGGAAUCCUUCAGUUGGCUUCAGAACUAUCCCGGUUUGCCACCAAUUCUGUAACAAUGGGCGAUUAUGAGCGUCCCCUUAACAUCUCGCAUUUUAUUGGAGAUUUAAACACUGGCUUUCGUUUACUGAAUCUGAAGAACGAUGGUUUGAGGAAGCGUUUUGAUGCCUUAAAGUACGAUGUCAAGAAGAUCGAAGAGGUCGUCUAUGAUGUCAGCAUACGCGGAUUGUCAAACAAGGACAAGGACCAGCAGGAGGAGCUGGCUGCUCCUGCAACCGAAUAGUGGACUUUGUACCUAGACUAAGAGACAGUUUAAUUAGGGCCUUAGUUAAGAAAUACGAGUUCCAUUUGAAAAUGCAUUUUAUAUUGAUAAAUAUAUAUCUCAUCUUUUGAACAGGA